Manihot esculenta (cassava) is the source of this 643-nucleotide messenger RNA. RefSeq lists its product as uncharacterized. The record is from RefSeq and is a predicted model, not a curated record. Lineage: Eukaryota; Viridiplantae; Streptophyta; Magnoliopsida; Malpighiales; Euphorbiaceae. Bases 199 to 534 code for a protein of 111 amino acids. The transcript has 3 exons.
GAGAAUAGAUUGGCAAAGAAGUUAGGUAGGCAACCAACUCAACUUGAACUGUUUCGUGCCACUCACACAAAAAAGGGGAGUCAAGGUGUUUUCAUUGAUGUAAAAUCACAACGAGUUGAUGGAGCUUAUUUGACUGCCAUUGCUGAAAAUGUGAAUGACAAUUGUGAUAGUCAAUCUGCUUUUGAUUUGAAUAAGUGGAUGGAAAUUUCUGGAAGUAGUAAAGGAAGGGUUUAUGGUUUUGGAUAUUCUGAUAUUGCAAAAUCUGGAACUCCAACUACCUCUUUCUCAUGCACAUCAGCUCAUCCUGGAGGACCUUCUCAAACUAUGUUUUCUUUAGAGGAGGUUGAACAAAUAUUAGAGCAAAACCGGGUCAAAAUGAAACAAGACAUGGAGCAAAUGCAAGAGCAAAUGCGAGUGCAGAUAGAAAAGCAAAUAAAAGAUCAGAUGAAAUCAUUGAAGAACAAAAAAAGAUCUUCACCGCAUAAUCCAAUUGCAAAUUGUACUUCUCUAUCAGAUGGUUCAACAAAUUCAUAGAUUAGUUUUUAGUUUUAUGAACAUUGUUAAGUAUAAUUGAUUUAUUUUAAAUUUUAUGACGAUUGUUAAGUAUUAUGAAUUUAUUUUAAAUUUUAUGAACAUUGUUAAA